CGACCCACCGACCCAGCCAAUUCCCCAUUAUGGCUUGUCGCAGCUCUUGCUGGGUCUAUGCCCUCUCCAUUACAAGCCUCGUGCUGGCCAUCACUCUAAUUGUGUUGGCCAUCUGUAGCCAACGAGUGCCGAGCGAGUUGGGGAACGAAAUGAACAUCGAGAGAAAGUUGGAUGCGGUCGCUUGGCAGCCGACUCCGAUGGCCAGUGACAUGGAAGAUUUGGCUACCCGAGUGCUCCCGUUAAUCGGCACAACAACAACAACAACAGCAACAACAACAACAACAGAAACAACAUCAACUGCAGCAACACCAACACCAACGCCAUCGGCCUCAAUGUUCACAACAACAAGUGCAGAAAUCUCUUCCGGGUCGUACGACACUGCGAGCAGAACAUCCCAAUUGUAUUCUACCACAGAGGAGACAACGGCAUGGAAAACGCUGACUUCGCAUCCGAAUUCUUUGGUGCAAUUACUGCCAUCGCGUGCCAUGCGAGUGGUGCAAGAAGUGGUUCGCUCGCUACGGAAGGAACGCGAGAUUGUUGUGACCACAACGGCGGGCAAGAUACGUGGCCGCUAUCAGAAGUAUCGAUCGGGCGAACGCGGGGGCUACUACAGCUUCAAGGGCAUACGCUAUGGUGCAGCGCCAGUGGGUGCCAAAAGAUUCCGCGCCGCUGAACCGGAGAGGCCAUGGACAGGUGUGCGCGAUGCUUCGCGUGAGGGGCAGAGUUGUCCACACAAGAACAUGAUAUUGGACACCUUUAAGGGCGAUGAGGACUGCUUGUUCCUCAAUGUAUUCACAACACGCAUGCCUAAGGACGAUGAUUCCCAACCCAAGCUACCUGUGAUGGUUUGGCUGCAUGGUGGUGGCUUCUCCUUCGGCUCGGGCAACUCUUUUCUAUACGGUCCCGAUUAUUUGGUUGCGGAAGACAUUGUGCUCGUCACACUGAACUACAGACUUGGCCCACUUGGCUUCUUGACUGCCGGACCAGAUGCGCCUGGCAAUCAGGGCUUGAAGGAUCAGGUGCUCGCUUUGAAGUGGGUGCACAAUAAUAUUGGCGCCUUCGGCGGAGAUCCGCAGCAGGUGACCAUCUUCGGUGAAUCUGCGGGCGCCUCCUCGGUUCAGCUACUACUGCUCUCUCCACAAGCCAAGGGUCUCUUUCAUCGCGCCAUCUCACAGAGCGGCUCGGCGCUCAAUCCCUGGUCCAUGGGCGCCAGUUCGGGGGAGCGAGCAGCUCGCUUGGCUGCCAACCUGGGCUAUGUCGGCACCAACAAUACUGAGGAUAUUCUGGACUUUCUGAGACGUGUGCCAGCCAUGAAGUUAGUGGAAGCAGCGCCUACUACCUUGACGGCAGAGGAUCAACGUAACAAUGUCGGACUGCCGUUUGUGCCGGUCGUUGAGGGCUACUGGAACAAGGAGUCGCGGCUGGAGGAGGAGUUCUAUGAGCCACCAUUCCUCACCGAGCACCCCAGCGAUAUGUACAAUGAGCACAAUUUCAACAGUGAGGUGCCCUACAUGACUGGCUACAACACGCACGAGGCCAUGUUGUUCAUAAGAAGACUACGCAAGAACCCGCAGCUGCUGAGCAUCAUUGAAAAUGAUUUUGGCCGCUUAGUGCCUCACGAUCUCAAUGUGACGCAUGUACAUGAUCGUGUCACGCGUGAGAUUCGCUCAUUCUACUUGGGAUCCAAGCACGUGGGCCUCGAGUCUGUCGAUGAGAUGAUAGCGCUGCUCACCGAUCUGAUGUUCCUUCAAGGGAUUCGUCGGACUGCUCGCAAUCACGCCAAGUACGGAAAUGCGCCGGUCUAUAUGUAUCGCUUCUCGUUUGAUGGCGCCUUGGGCCUUUAUAAACGCAUGUUGGGUAUUCCCCGGCCAGGCGUUUGUCAUGGCGAUGAAAUGGGCUAUCUUUUCAAAUUCGGCUUCUUCAACUUGAGCCUGGAUCCCAAAUCCAUGGAGGUGCAGGUCAAAAAUCGCAUGGUCCGCAUGUGGACGAAUUUCGCCAAAUAUGGCACACCCACUCCGAAUGUCGAGGAUCCCAUGUUAUCAACCAAAUGGGCGCCCAUCGAUUCAACAAAUGUGAUGAACAGUCUGAAUUAUUUAGACAUUUCAUCUUCGCUGGAUAUGAAAACAAACCCGGAACCGGAACGCCAACGUUUCUGGGACGAAAUGUACCAGCACUACAAUGGUGCGGCUAUGUAGAGUCCUUAGCACUGUCUCCCACACGCACACAUACAUAUAUUCACACCUGCACAUAGCACACACAUAUACACACACACAUAUGCAUACAUACAUAUUUACUUGAUUCGUAACCAUUGCCAUUUUGCGAAAGAGAGCGCAAAACAUAUUUAAAGCAAUUUCAUUGUACAAUUUACGUAGUUUGUAGUUAUAUAUGUAUAUUUAGUAGCUAUGCUUAGUAUAUAGUUAGUAAGUGUUGCAGCAUUUAUACAAUACAUAUUCACACAAUCAGAAACAAACUAAACGUACACAAACACAACCACACUAAACACACACACACACACACACACACAGAGAGACACAUAUACUUAUUUUAUUUAAGUAUUGUAAUUAUUAGGAUACCCCAAAGCCAAUAUCUUUUCCUUAUACGCAAUAUCAGGUGUAAAUAGUCUUAACGAAAUGUCAAUUUUUACACGUGCUCU
Molecule: messenger RNA, 2653 nt
Organism: Scaptodrosophila lebanonensis
Lineage: Eukaryota; Metazoa; Arthropoda; Insecta; Diptera; Drosophilidae
Product: esterase B1
Exons: 8
Coding region: 30-2195 (721 amino acids)
Molecular function (GO): hydrolase activity
Source: RefSeq, a predicted model, not a curated record